This is a messenger RNA of Marasmius oreades (fairy-ring Marasmius), 2225 nucleotides long. RefSeq lists its product as uncharacterized. The transcript has 3 exons. The record is from RefSeq and is a predicted model, not a curated record. The coding region runs from base 17 to 1939 and encodes 640 amino acids. Lineage: Eukaryota; Fungi; Basidiomycota; Agaricomycetes; Agaricales; Marasmiaceae. Gene Ontology annotation, biological process: regulation of fungal-type cell wall biogenesis; cell wall biogenesis. Gene Ontology annotation, cellular component: mating projection tip.
GUCGACGACGACGACGAUGAACUGGUUUACUUCACUCUUUUCGCCGGGCUCGUCGCAGCGGAAGGGACAGGCGAUAAUCUCCACACACGAGGCCUUUUCUAUCCCAUCUGCCUCUCCAAUACUUUCCUCUCAUCCCGAUUCGUUCAACCCAGACACCCCAAGUAUCUCAAAUUAUACAUAUCCGCCAGCGAGUCCUGUGUCAUACGGCUAUCUUCCUACUUCGUCAGGCUCACGUUCUAAUACCCUCUUGCCAAUGCAUCAUGACCAACUUCACACACCGCUCUCACCUUCUUCAUCAUAUCCUCCUCUCCAAACAACAUGGAAUAGACUCCGGCUGUGGCUUAGUCGCGAAUACCCCGAAUUAGGGGAUACUCUGAACUACGGUAUUCUUCCUCAAGACCUGUCCCAGAUAGAGUUGCAAUUCGGUUUCCCUCUUCCUGCUGUAGUCAGAGAGUCUUAUCUUAUUGUUGAUGGACAAGAAGCGGAGUCCGCAGCUGGCUGUGCAGACGGACUGUUUUUUGGUCUCAAUCUUCUUCCAUUAGAAGAGGUAUUGGAACAAUGGAGAUUUUGGAGAGAAGUCGACGAGGAUCCCAGUACUGGAGCCAAUCCUCAGUUACGGCAGCAUAUGCAGUCAUUACCACCUGGUUGGAUUCGUAAAGAGUAUUCGCAACGGGGUUGGAUACCGCUUAUAGCGGAUAAGACUGGCAACUAUAUUGGAGUGGACCUCAAUCCGGCUGAAGAUGGAGUAGCUGGCCAAGUAAUCGUAUUCGGACGCGAUUUCGAUACAAAAGUUGUUCUUUACAAUGGUGACGGACGUACCGGUUGGGCCAAGUGGCUAGCCAGUUUCGUGGACGACUUGGAAAGCGGGGAAGGUUUUGAAAUAGGUGGUGGGAAUGACUCUGGUGAAGACAGCGAAGAUGAACUCGGUUACGAGAGUUAUUUCUACGAUGGAACUGGUCGAGGGCAAGGCGACGGAGGUGGUGAUGCAACACCCGGACUUCGCCUCGCGGGCGAGUACAAAGGCUGGAGCGUUAUGGAGGCUUGGGCCGAUCGUAGCGUGAGGAAAUGGUAUGAGAGCGGAGUUAUCUCUGAGAAGGUCGACAAUGAGAAAGUCAAGGCGAAAGUUGAUAUAGAUGCCCUGGAAAUCAACCCGGCUGCUGCAGAAGUAGCUAUUCCAGUCUUGGCUGAUACAGACGACGUUGAGAGAAAACCCUCGUCAUCACAUCUUGAGACCAAAAGGUCGCCCUCCGAGCUCCCUACCAUUUCCAUCACGAAACCUCCGUUGCCCAUUCCCAUUGAACUACCGACUCCACGGGAGAUUGGCGGGCUGCCGUCACCUCCCGACUCCAGGCACUCUUCUUUCGACGAAGAUCUGGAGGCUGGAAGAAGAUCCGCGAGGGAACAUACGCCUCAUACUGUUCAACGGUCACAAGCCGCUUCGUCGCCGUCUGGUCAAUCAUCUACCUCACCUGAGCAAGCGCGAGCAAAUGCAAAUGUGGCAGGUCAAGAGGACUUACUUGCAGAUGCUGAACCAUUAACAGACCCCACUCCUGUCAUUCAAGCUUCACCUCUCCUUUCGUCUCACACCGAUGCCCAAGUCAUGGCUGAACCUGAACUAAUCGAAGUUGGAUCUCUAUCUGUCGACGAGGAUAAGUCCCAGCACGAUCUCGAUCCUGAUCUCACGAUUCGGUUGGUGGGGGGAGGAGGGUCAUCGGGCAUUCUGCCGGAGGCAGAAACUGAUACCGACGCCGGGCCAAGAAUGGAAGAAACGGACACGAACGAAAAAGCUGCGGACGCUGAUGCAGAGUCGAUCGUAUCAGCUGGUUCAGAGACGGGGGCAGGAAAAGAGGCUAAGAAACACAAGAAAACCAAAAGCGGACUUGCUGGUUUGAAGAAGUUAGGACAACUCGGACGCAAAAAAGAUUCUAUAAGUGCAUGAAAGACGUUGUCUCGGCUCACACGAAUUCAGCGCCGUAAGGCACAUUCUUUCCCCCCUAUUCAUACCUCUGCUUUCCAGGAAGAUUCCUUCAUUUUUCGUCCUUGUUUACGUUUUCAAUAAUGUUCAUCACUUGCAGGGAUUUUUUUCUCAUAGCAUCAUUUACUGUUCUCUGUCUCACCACCUUUAGUAAAGCUAAUUAAUGCACAUCUGCGUAACAAAAACCUUCAUGUAACCAUUCGUAUACCCCAUACAAUAUUCCUCUGAAUCCAUGACUUCUAGAUAGGAC